Molecule: messenger RNA, 2627 nt
Organism: Liolophura sinensis
Lineage: Eukaryota; Metazoa; Mollusca; Polyplacophora; Chitonida; Chitonidae
Product: tubulin polyglutamylase TTLL11-like
Exons: 7
Coding region: 186-2477 (763 amino acids)
Biological process (GO): protein polyglutamylation; microtubule cytoskeleton organization
Cellular component (GO): ciliary basal body
Molecular function (GO): tubulin binding; tubulin-glutamic acid ligase activity
Source: RefSeq, a predicted model, not a curated record
UUGACAGCCGCGCCGAAGACAACUGACAACUGACAACUUGGGUGACUGGUGUUGUAGGAAUUGACACUGAUAAACGAAAGCGACAGUGACGGAUUUUGACAGAUUUCAAGUAAACAAUUUGGCCCAGACUCGAAAUGAAGGAUUUAUAUUUAAAAGAAUUCCGAUCCAAAGAAUGACAGCCAGACAUGAGCUCGUCUGCCGUCGUUCAACGGUACGGAAGUACCGGCCAAGUGCAAAGUAUAGAUCCGUACAACGACAAAGGCCAUGUCAGUAUUUAUCGCUCAGCGGAAUUCCGACGGGAGAUUCAGCAGAGGGAGCGGGAGGCCGCCCGGGCGAAGCGUGAUCGACAGCAGGCGGCGAGGGGAGCAGCGAAGCCCGCUCCCCGCACGGUCAUCACCGUUGACACGUCAAGGGCACGCUCCAACAUUGACGUCGUGAGAAUGUGUAUCCGAGAGCUACGCUGGCGAGAGUAUGCCAUGGGACGUCGGGAUUUGAAAUGUGAUGUCUUCUGGCAUGGUGUGAAUGUACAAGACUACAGCUCAUACUAUACGGGACAAAUUAAUAGGUUUCCUGGCAUGGGAGAAAUUCUUGCCAAGAUCAAUCUGUUCCGGACUUUGGAUUUGAUGAAAAGAAUAUUCCCGAAUGAGUAUGAUUUUUACCCGAAAACAUGGCUGCUCCCUCACCAGUAUCAAGAAUUCUGCGCAGAAGUUACGGGUAAUUCCUCGGGGAAGCGGAAGAUGAAAAAGACUUAUAUCGUGAAGCCGAGCGAAGGAUCUCAAGGAGAUGGAAUAUACCUGCUGAAGGAUCCUCAGGAGUACUGUCUCCAUGGCAACCGGUCACAUGUGGUGCAGGAGUACCUGAGUGAUCCUAUGCUGUUGGAAAAAUUCAAAUUCGAUUUGAGAAUUUACGUGACGUUGAAAAGCCUGGACCCAUUAGAGUUUUACAUCGCCAAAGAGGGAAUGGUUCGUUUCUGCACGGUUGCAUACCAGCGCCCUACGUACAAAAACAUGCAGGAGUCGUACAUGCACCUGACAAACUAUUCGCUGAAUAAACACAGCACAACGUACAAUUCCUCGGAGCGAGAAGAUGAGGGCAGCAAGCGGACUCUCUCCAGCGUCUUAAACAAAAUGGCGAGUUUGGGCAUGGACUCGUCAACACUGUUUGAAGCCAUUGAGCGUCUGGUCAGUAAGACAAUUGUGGCGAUAACGCCGGAGUUGCGCGUUGCGUACCAAGCGCACAUCCCAGCUGGGAAACCUGGCCCAUCAUGCUUCCAGAUUCUGGGCUUUGACAUCUUGCUGAUGCGUGACCUUAAGCCCAUGCUCCUGGAAGUCAACUCUUGCCCUAGUUUACGGACAGUUUGUGAACAGGAAGUUGGCCCAGGGGUUGUGACCUACUUACCAUGCCUUAAAGACGAAGAAAUCAAGCGCCCGAUUGUCCGAGAUACCCUGUUACUGGUCGCCCCCAAGGAGAAGCUCGAAGUCUUGAAAAAGGAACGUAAAGAGCGUCGUAAGGUUAGGCGACGGUUCCGUUCCAGAGGAAGCAAUGUUAACCGACAAAGCAACGGAAACUGUGAGAACGCUAGCAUUGACAAAGAUAAUGAGGACACAGUUGUGGAUGAAAACAUGAAGGAGCCGACACAAGCAACCAGCAUCAAUGUCAUCUCUGAGGCUGAUAAUGCCUCUGAGAGUGAUCGCGCAAAAAGCGUUUUUGACCAUGUAGAAAAGCGCCCAGCUUCCACGCCCAUUGCGCUGUUUCGAUAUCAAGAUGAAGACGGCGAAGGCGAUCACACUGAUGCAGAUGCUGAGGUUGCACUGAGUUCAAAACCCUGUGCAAGAUUUGAUGAGGAUGAAAGCGAUGGCGGCUCUUAUGCAAGUGACUCUGAAAAUGAAACUGAAGAAGAGAGUUGUUUGAAACAACUUUAUCCUGCGGUGUAUCAGGCAGAGUAUGAGCGUCUCCGAAUAUUUGAGAAAGUUGCACAUAUUUUUAUGAGCUCCCUUGGCAUCAGAGGCUCGUGGCGAAUCGGGCUCACUGGGUUCAGGAUGUUCACAAGGAAGUGUCGUCUUGGUAGGAGGAAGCUUACUAGUGCGGCCAUUGACAUCCUGUACAUCGAUUUCCAGAAGAAGUGGGAUUACAUGAACCCGGACAGGACAUCAGGAUUGUGCUACCAGGGAUUUGUUGAUGCCUUUCUGGAAAUCGCCCGGCGAAAAUUUUAUUCUGUGGAUAUGGUUGAGAUGCUGGAAAACCUGGUUGAUUAUUGUGAAGCAAACAUGGUUCACAAUUCCCACAGCGCCCCCUAUGUCAACAGGAGGUUGCUAGGGCGACGUGGUAAGAAUCUUCCGCUACGACUAUCCUACGACGACUCGCUUUUAACAGACGUGGACAGUAUGCACAUCUCUGUUUCUUCAACAAAAAAUCAGCGAUACAAAUCGACCGGAGUGUACGGAUCAACAAGAACGCUGUACGAACCAAAAGAGUGAAAUGAAUCAUACAGCCAAAAAGUUAGAUUGUCUAAACAGUAAUUGUGUGUAAUUGAUCUAGUAAAUUUUUGAUCAAAAUUUGAUCAUCUUUGAGACCUGAACUGAAUUCAGAUUUCCCGGGUUUCCUUUUUGCAAAGAUUUAUAGAAAUC